UUGUGUUUAAGAUGAUGUUGCAUAGCUGAAGCGGGACAGCAGAGUUAUAUUUACUUCUUAAGCAGCUGUAUUAAUGAGCAAGUUGUUUGUUUCUAUGUGAUUUUAGAUUUUAAGUAUCUUUUAAGAAAAAAAAAAAAGUCCAACCGCUUGUCCCACUGACUCCAAGUUCCAACGUUUAAACAUGAAGGAAGAGAUUGCAGCAACAGUGUUUUUCAUUGCAAGAUUAGCAAAGAAACAAGGUAAACUGGAUCAUGUUAGGAGGGAGAAAUUUGCUGUGAAACUAACAUCAGUGCUCUUUGAAAAUUAUAAAAAUCACUGGUACCCAGAAAACCCAACCAAAGGACAAGCUUUUAGGUGUUUAAGGAUGAACAAGACUCAAAUGAGAGACCCAGUUAUUGAGCAUGCAUGUCGGCAGAGUGACAUUGUUUAUGAGCAUCUUGGAUUACCAAAGGAAAUGACCAUUUGGGUUGAUCCGGGAGAGGUGUCAUGCCGGUAUGGUGAAAAGUCAACGCCAUUUUGUGUUACUCAGUUGGAGGGUCAAAAGAGAGAUGGGGAGUUCUCUCGUAGGAUAAAUAAUGCAGUGGAAAGAGCUUCAUCGGACUACCACUCUGGGACCUCCUCUGAUGAGGAGGGAGGAAACACCAGCAUGAGCAGCAGCGUGAGUAGCAGUGUGAGUAGCAGCAACAGCAGCAGUCUUUCCGUUCCAGAGCCUAAAUGCAUCCCAACGGUUUCCAACCCAAACAGUGUCUACCAGUUCAGUGAGUUCGGGCAGCCCCCACCUAUGCAGAACUGGGGCACAUACCCUAAAAGAAAGCCGUAUGCCUCUGAGGGCUACCAACAGAAUUCCUCAGGUGGACCAUACCCACCUCAUAAGAGUUUCAAGGGUUACAGGCCCUCCUACGCCUUUUCUGGUCCAAGGGUGGACCGAUAUCACUGGGUCAGCAAGAACCGCUCCUAGAUUAAUUUUUUUUUAAAGCCAGUGUGUUUUGCUGAAUCGCUAUGCAGGCGUGUGUGUGUGUGGUCUAGAAUAUAACUUAACUUCUAUGUAAGACCUUUAACCAAUUAUUUAUGGAGUCAUGUGGCAAUGCCAUGAAUGCACUU
Molecule: messenger RNA, 1101 nt
Organism: Carassius auratus (goldfish)
Lineage: Eukaryota; Metazoa; Chordata; Actinopteri; Cypriniformes; Cyprinidae
Product: maternal B9.10 protein
Exons: 4
Coding region: 182-958 (258 amino acids)
Cellular component (GO): cytoplasm; nucleus
Source: RefSeq, a predicted model, not a curated record